UUGAGAGUGUUAAUACAUUUACUAUUAUUAUUCUAGGAACAAGUAUUCCCUCUAAUGCGACACUCAUAUUCGAGACAGAAUUGCUUAAUAUUGAGGAUGGACCUCCACUUGUCAAUCUUUUCAAAGAAAUAGAUUCAAAUGAAGAUAGUCAAUUGUCUCGAGAAGAACUUGUGGAAUAUAUAGCCAAACAGGUUCCUGGAGCUGAUGCUGCUGAACUGGAGGAAGAUAUUGAGCAGAAGAAGUUAAUUGAUGAAAUAUUUGUGCAUGAAGAUAAAAAUAAGGAUGGUUUGAUUUCUCAUGAAGAAUUUAGUGGUCCAAAACAUGAUGAACUAUAAGUAGUUCUUCUACAGUUGUUUAUUAAUUAUUUUAUAGUAAAAAUAUCAAACAUCUUACUUAUUACUGGUUGAUAAUUUGAGCUGAAGGUCCACUGUAAUGAGAUGAACAUUAA
This is a messenger RNA of Limulus polyphemus (Atlantic horseshoe crab), 448 nucleotides long. RefSeq names its product peptidyl-prolyl cis-trans isomerase FKBP7-like. The annotation marks the transcript as partial. NCBI's taxonomy places the organism in Eukaryota, Metazoa, Arthropoda, Merostomata, Xiphosura, Limulidae. The record is from RefSeq and is a predicted model, not a curated record. The transcript is spliced from 2 exons. Gene Ontology annotation, molecular function: calcium ion binding.